Nerophis lumbriciformis (worm pipefish) is the source of this 5180-nucleotide messenger RNA. It is a transcript of the gene slc5a3b, whose product is annotated as solute carrier family 5 member 3b. Gene Ontology annotation, biological process: myo-inositol transport; transmembrane transport; inositol metabolic process. The record is from RefSeq and is a predicted model, not a curated record. Gene Ontology annotation, cellular component: plasma membrane. Lineage: Eukaryota; Metazoa; Chordata; Actinopteri; Syngnathiformes; Syngnathidae. Gene Ontology annotation, molecular function: D-glucose:sodium symporter activity.
GGAAUUUUCCACUGUUUUGAGUAUGAAUAGCAGAGGUAUGUUGCAACCACAUACGAUGAUGACACAAUACAUUUAGAAAAAGUAAAUGUGGGGUCAAUAUGUCAUCCCAGUGCAUUAGAUAUAUUGGAAUGUUUCCCUAAAGGUUUUGUUGCAAAUUAAACGUGCGAUUUCAGACAAAUCUAUAUGUGCACGUCACCUUCAAACAAUCAGAUUAGUUUUCUCUAAUCAGUCCAUGUAGGGGGAGUGUCUGGUACUUUCCAUGACUUGCAGCAGCGCAGACUUUUAAACCUCUACCUGGCCGCUUAUGCUGUAGCACUCGUCACUUUGACUGCCUUUUAUAUGUUGAGAAAUGCUUAAAUCAAUAAAAUUCCACGGACAUUAUUUGAUUAAUCAGCGACAGUUUUGUAAUAUUCCUCAUCUUCUUUCCUUUUAAUUAAUUAUUUGUUGUAUAGACAAAAAUCCUCUCUUUCAGUAUCCGAAAACAAGGGAGCAUCCAUAAAAGGUGGGUGUGUCCCCCAGAGAGGAGCGGUUCGAUAUAUAUAUUUAUUUUUUUGUGAACACAAAGAACAAAAAGCCAAUCGCGUCACGAGUGAGCCACACGUGUGGGGCGUGGCCUAGCCUCGGUCUAGUAAAGUAUAAGGAGAAGAGGGGGCUUGGCAUCCCCACUAACAUCAUUCAAAUCGCCGUUAUAAGACACUGCAUUCUUUUUUUUGUGUUUUUAAUUUUCUCAAAGAAGGACGUUUCUUUUGUCUUCCUUCCACAGGAGAGGUGCACUGGGUGCUGGAAGGAGCGCUCCUUUCUUCCUCAUCAUUCUUCCACGGGGGCGUGUUUGCUUGUCUCCUUUAGCAUCCCAACAGCUAGCUUAAAAGGAACAAAAACUCUAGACUUUUCUAGACCAGAAGCCCACAACAUCCUAUAAAAGUAGAACACCGUGAGUGCCAGUGGAUAAGCCCAUCUGACGCACUGCUAGUGAAUUAGACCUGGCGGUGGAUACCACAGCUUCCAUCCAGACAGCAAACCAAAGCAGAGCAUUUCUAGUUUUUUUGUUUUGUUUCAUAAGAUUACUGAAUUUUCACUGAUUACUCUAAGAAGUCCCUUUUUUACUUUUGAAAAUGAGUCGAAUGGAGACGGCCGAUAUUGCUGUCGUAGUGCUGUACUUUGUCCUGGUGUUCGUCAUCGGCUUCUUCGCCAUGUGGAAAGCCAACCGUAGCACCGUCACCGGCUACUUCCUGGCCGGACGCUCAAUGUCAUGGAUAGUGAUUGGUGCGUCGCUCUUUGUGAGUAAUAUCGGCAGCGAACACUUCAUCGGGCUGGCUGGAUCAGGAGCAGCAAGUGGAUUUGCAGUGGGAGCGUGGGAGUUUAAUGCCCUCCUGCUUCUUCAGCUGCUCGGCUGGGUCUUCGUCCCCGUGUACAUCCAUUCGGGAGUCUUCACUAUGCCCGAGUACCUGUCCAAGCGCUAUGGCGGAAACCGACUCAAAGUCUAUUAUGCUUUCUUGUCCUUGCUCCUCUACAUUUUCACCAAGCUGUCUGUGGACUUGUAUGCCGGCGCACUCUUCAUCCAGGAGUCCCUUGGGUGGAACCUUUACGUGGCCAUUGUCCUGCUAAUUAGUAUGACCGCCCUGCUCACUGUCACUGGUGGACUGGUGGCUGUUUUGUACACAGAUGCCCUCCAGGCAGUUUUGAUGAUCGGUGGAGCCUUAACAUUAACUAUCAUCAGCCUUGUUAAAGUGGGCGGGCUAGAAGGUGUCAAAACUAAGUACAUGGAGGCCAUCCCCAAUGUUACUGCCAUCAUGGCCGCAGGGAACUACACCUAUUCUCCCUCCUGUCACAUUCAUCCCAAACCAGACUCCCUUCGCCUUCUUCGCGGCCCUUUAGAUGAAGACAACCCCUGGCCAGGCUUCAUCUUAGGCCAAACCCCUGCCUCCAUUUGGUACUGGUGUGCUGACCAGGUCAUUGUUCAGAGAGUGCUCGCAGCAAAGAACAUUGUCCAUGCAAAGUGCUCGACACUCAUGGCAGGGCUCCUCAAGAUCCUUCCCAUGUUUGUUAUUGUCAUCCCGGGCAUGAUAUCUCGCAUCUUGUUUGCAGAUGAGCUAGCUUGCAUCGGGCCAGAGCACUGCAUGGCUGUAUGCGGCUCUCAGGCAGGCUGCUCCAACAUUGCGUAUCCUCGUCUGGUCAUGGCCGUGAUGCCCGUUGGACUCAGGGGUCUGAUGAUGGCAGUCAUGAUUGCUGCCCUGAUGAGUGAUUUGGACUCCAUCUUCAACAGUGCAAGCACCAUCUUCACUCUGGACAUUUACCAGACGGUCCGGAAGAAGGCGUCCCAACGCGAGCUGCUCCUUGUGGGCCGCGUGUUUGUGGUGGGCAUGGUGGUCAUCAGCAUCGCUUGGGUUCCUGUCGUCAUUGACAUGCAAGGUGGUCAGACAUAUCUCUACAUCCAGGAGGUUGCUGGCUACCUCACGCCACCAAUCGCUGCCCUGUUCCUGCUUGGUAUUUUCUGGAAGCGCUGUAACGAGAAAGGUGCUUUCUGUGGAGGCAUGAUCGGGUUCACUCUAGGUACCAUACGACUCAUCUUGGCUUUUAUAUACCGGCAGCCUCCCUGCGACCAGCCAGAUACCAGACCUUCAUUCAUCAUUAACGUCCACUACAUGUAUGUUGCGGCCGGUCUCUUCUGGAUCUCAGGACUGGUGGCUGUGGUGGUCAGCCUUCUCACGUCUCCGCUGGAUGAAGAGCAGGUCCACACCACAACAGUGUGGGGGCUGCGCCACAUAAAAAAAGUGCCCUGUAAGGAUAAAGAGCAAAUGUACAGGCUUACAGAGAAGAGCCAUUGCAAUGGCGACGGAAGCCUACACAAAGAAUUACCCCCAGACGUUAAAAAGGAGCGAUGUCUGGACGGAGCCGAUAUCAAACUCCUGGUCCCGUCUACGGACCACGAUCCUGCAACCCCAAGCAACAGUGCGUCCCCUGCCACCACCCCGGCGGACAGAUUCGGCAACAGGCAGCUAGAGAUGCCCCGAGAUGAAGAACAACAUGGCGACGGCAGCAGCGAGACCAGCCGGUGCAUUCGUGCACUGGACUGGUUUUGCGGCUACAAGGCACCAUCGCAGAACGCUCAGCACAAAAUGUCCCAGGAGGACGUUGUGGUCGUUGCAGAGAUUCUGUACGAGUCCCCGCGAGUCAAAGUCCUCCUCAACUUGGGCCUAUUGUUUGUCUGCUCUGUGGGUAUCUUCAUGUUUGUCUUUUUCUCGCUUUAGUUUACACUUUGAAUCAAAUAACUGGUGGGGAGGGGGCUUUUAAAGAAGGAAGGUGGACAUGGAGCGAGGGGGGUUAUGCUGUUACAAACAGAUACGUUUAUAUAGCUUUGAGAAGCUCUGUCUGUAAUAUUUACAGUUGUCUUAUUUAGCUCUUUAACAGAGAUCUAAGCUUAUUCUAGUCAUUUUUUCUGGAAUGAUGAAAGCUUCCCCACCAACAAAAAUGUACUCCUUUUGAAGACUUUACCUAGCGCUUGCCUGUACGUUUUGUACAGCGCUUGUUGUUAAUCCUGCGCUCUGAAUAUCUACUGGGAUUUCUAGAAGUGAAUUUUAAUAUUUGCCUUACUUGACAUAUGCACCUGUGUUUUUAUUCAUUGUUGUAUUGUGUGAAAAAUGUCCUGUGAUUUAUUUGUUCUUUCUCGGUUGACCGUGAUUGCAAGCUUCGUUGCUGCUGUAUCAUUCAUGUGUUUGUAGUAAGAGUAUUGUCGGGGUGUCACGGUACAUGAAUUUGUAAUCAAAUUUUCCAAUAUGGUACAGAGGUUUACCCAGAACACAGACAAUUUUCAGUAGGGGUAGAAUUAAAUCAGCUUUGCUUCUUCCCCCUUGUCAUACAUGUUGAAUUGUGCAAUUAAUUAAACGUGCUGUACUUGAGUUUGUCUAGCAUUUGCUUAAUAAAUGAAACCAUUCCCUUUAAAGUUGUCUCGACAACAACUAAGCAGUUAUGUUAUUUUCUUAACUCUACCAAAAAUGAUCCAAACCGAUUUAUGUACCGAACUGUGACAGCGUCCCGUUACACCCAUUAAAGCUAUUUACACACAAACGAAGCAGUUAUUCAAUUUUCGUAACCGUACCGAAAACGAUCCAAACCAAUUUAUGUACCGAACUGUGACAGCGUCCUGUUACACUCUGAAUUGUUAAUCCAUCAAAGUUCUCAAGCUUGUGCUGCUGAGCUCUUAUAUUAGUAGAAGUGCGUCCUUUGGUGUUAUUUCACUAACAAAUCCAGACCAAACCUCUUCUGUUUGGGAGACCAUUAUGUUUUUAGUCAUUACGUAGUGUGAUCCCUUUACCCUUUUCAUGUCAUUUUUUUUGGACAUUUUUCCCUUUUUAAAAAUGGAAAGAAGCACAAAACUAGAAUUUGAUGAAUUAAGCUUAUAUCACAUGGUACUUUAACCAUUUUACUGUUUGUGUUUAAGGUUGUAUUAUUUUUUAUUGCCUUUGUGUUACAUUUGAAAACCAACAAAAAGCUUUUUUUAUGCACUACUAUAGCAUCUUACAUCAACAAAUUUAUCAAUACUCAUGAUUUUGUAUCCAUCUAUAAUUUAGAAAUAUAUUAUGAAUUUGUUGCGGUUGGGAUUUUUAUUUAUGAUUGCUACUUAAUUCCUGGCUCCUAUCAUAGCAAGUGUAUCUAUUGUGUCCACAUGUACUUUGAACACACUGCGGCGCUCCAGUAUCAUUCAAAGUACAUCUUUUAUACCACCUUUCACCAAAUGUGUCUUAGUGUGGCUUGCUAGACUAAAAAAAAUCUAUGUAUGUUACACUCAAGACUUGUGCUGUGACAUUUCAUUGAAAGCCAUUCGAUUAAAUUCAGCUUUUUCAGGUUAUGGAUUUUAAUUUCCUUGCCUAUUAUUGAUCAUGAACGCACUAACAAUCUGUAUCGGACCAGGUUCAGAUCAUUGUUUCCACACGCUAACAAAAAACUAAAGUAAAGACUCAUGUCAUUUUAUAACAGUGUUAAACUAUUUUUUCCCAUCAGUUAAUGUGUGUGUGUGUGUGUGUGUGUGUGUUUAUGACGGGAGGAUUGAUUUUUAAGGGCGAUUGAUAUUUUCUUUGGGAAAGAGCUUUAAAACUUGUCAAUAUUUUUUGAGAGAGAAUACAUUGUUAUUUUUAUGGAUUUUAUUUGAUGACAUUUUUAAAUAAAGAAUCGUGGAAACAAAA